Pogona vitticeps (central bearded dragon) is the source of this 3260-nucleotide messenger RNA. It is a transcript of the gene MTFR1, whose product is annotated as mitochondrial fission regulator 1. Lineage: Eukaryota; Metazoa; Chordata; Lepidosauria; Squamata; Agamidae. The record is from RefSeq and is a predicted model, not a curated record. Gene Ontology annotation, biological process: mitochondrial fission; aerobic respiration. Gene Ontology annotation, cellular component: mitochondrion.
GCGGGUCCGUUUUCCUCUCAAGCCUCAGGCGGUCGGUCUUAAAAGUGUAAAGCCUUUCGCAAGGCGGGACUUCGGAGCGGCGUCGGUGGCCGGUUCUAGCCGGGGCGGGAGCUGAGGGAGAACACGAGCCGUCUGGGUUGGGAGGACACGCGGUCUCGGCUCUGGAGGGGCUUCGGGGGCGGCAGCAGCACCUCCGCCUUGGCUCCCACUGAAGGCAGUCGAAGAGAGAGGACCGCGAGGGCUUCGCUUGACCGCGACAGUUGCCCUCGUUUUCCCUUGGGACUAUUGGUUUUUCUCGUUUUUUCUGUAACUCGGCCCUGAAGUGACCCUAAUUUUGUGAGCAUAGUAGAGGCAGUAACAAAAUGGGAGCAAAGGUGCUGCUGAGCAGGCAGAAUUCGGUUUUGAGUAAGCACUGUGUGCUACAGGCAGCAAGGCUUGAUUCCCAGAGUGAUUAUGGAACAUUUGUAUCCCAACAAAUUGAGGGGGUUUGAUUACAAGUUUUUGAAGACUGCAUUAUUCUAGAUGAUCAACUGGAUUAAACGUCUGUUUAGACUGAUGCUUGAACAAGUUGGGGUGACUAUGGAAUCGUUGCUUUGGUCAAGUAAGCCUUAUGGUCCAAAUAGAAGUCUUGUACGGAAAAUUGGCACCAAUCUUUCUCUGAUACAGUGCCCGAGGGUUCAGUUUCAGCUUACUUCUCAGUCUGCAGAAGGCAGUCAUUCUAACCAAUUGAAACAUGAUGGCGUAGUCUCGCUUGCAGACGUGGGAUGGGUUGCUGAAGAAGAAGGUGAAGUCUGUACACGGCUCAGAGCAGAAGUCUGUCCAAAAUCACAACCAUUUCUCAGAGCUGAAGACUGUUCAGUGAGAGACCUAAUACCAAAGCAAUCAGAAGUAAAGGAGGACUCCAAGACUGCAGUGGUUACAAACAAUGAAGCUUUGCAGAAAAUCAGUGCAUUAGAAAAUGAACUUGCCACUUUAAGAGCACAAAUAGCCAAAAUUGUAAGCUUACAAGAACAGCAGCAUUUGACAGCAGGUGCAACAAGUUAUUUUACAUCAACCUCUGUUCCAGCACCAGGAGUGCCGCCGCCGCCGCCGCCGCCUCCUCCUCUUCCACCUCCACCAAUGCUCCAGCAGGGCCCCUCUGCCAUUGACCUUAUUAAGGAACGCAAAGGGAAAAGAAUGAAUUCUAGACAGAGUACAAUAGAUAAUAAUCCAAAGAAGCCUGAAGUGCCAAACAUGAUGGAUAUCCUCAAAGAUAUGAACACUGUAAAGUUGCGAUCAGUGAAAAGACCAGAUGAAAGCACAAAAAGAAAAACAGCUGACCCAACCGACCCUGCAACACUAAUAGCUGAGGCUCUUAAAAAGAAGUUUGCUUAUCGAUACCAGAGUGACUGCCCAAGUGAGACUGAAAAACAGACAUUUUCAUCUGAAGCAAGACCAUUUGGGCCACACAUGCUGAAGUCUACAGGAAAAAUGAAGACUCUAAUUGAAAAGUACUGAAGAGAAGAAACUUCUUCCACAGGGUUAGGAUUUCUUCAGCUACUUUGUGCAGAGGAUCAUUUAUUUAAUUCAGUGAAUCUGAAUUGAAAUGUGCCUCUGAUUUCCACAGGUGACUUUUUAAAGAAAAAGUAAAAUGUGUAUUUCAGAAAAGCACAGCUUCUUAGUACAAAAAUGUUGCUGCAUUACUAACACUAAUUUAUCUGUACCAAAUACUUUACAGACUGGCACCCUGCAGAACAUUUUUGAACACUGUGGCAGCAAAUAGCCUUAAAUUGUUAUAUCUCUGGUGUAGUAGCUGGAAUUAUGUAUGGGAAUUUUUAUGCAGUUCAUUUUAGCUUGUUGGAUAUCUCAUUUUGAACAUCUGUUGCAUCUUGAGUUCUUGCGUUGAGAAGCUGCUCUGCCUUACAUUGUUGAAGAGACAAGGCUUCAAACCUUAUUUAUUGUUCGGCAAUUUAAACUUCAAAACUUUGUACACCUUGCCUAGGGAGCUUUAGUGAGGCAUCUCAUUGUUUAAGCAUAAAUGCUGCAGUGGUGGCAUAUUUACAGAGAAUAAAAUAUCUAAAGCUCUAGUAUUAUUUAUACAUGAUUACGUUUGAUAAUUUAGACUUUCUUCCAGGCAAGUAAUGUUACAGAAAACCUGAAAUGCUGCAUAUUUGGCAUUGAAAAACUUGGAAAGUUGGAGCAGAUGAAACUGGUUACCAGUGAAGUAUAUGUUUAACUCUGCAAGAAUACAACACCAUACCUUAAAGAUCAAGUCCAAGAGCAUUAGGUUACCUUUUCCCACCCCUUAAUUGUGGUAAAUCAAGGAUGCAUAAUCCGUGCUGCCCUCCUCUAGCUUUAAAUGUAGCCUCAGGGUAGCCCCUUACUAUUCACUAUGGCUGGAAAAUCUGUUCCAAAAACCACCCACUUUCCUUUCUGUUGAUAGAAGAAAAGAGAGAGAUCUAUAUCAAAAAGACGUGAAGAGAGUGUGCAGAUUUUCCACUCCCAGCCAAAAAUAAAUAAUAAUUUGCUCCUAUGGGAGGGUAUGAGUUGAGCUGAUUCUCCUGUGCAGUGCAUGGCACUAAAAAUGACUGGAUUGGAUAAAUUCUUAAUACAACAUUUGUACCAGCAGCUGGACUAGUACUGCGUUGUUUUGCUUGCUGAUACCUGAAUUCUUCAUUUCGAAAUAAAGGAACAGAAAAAGAUUGGAUGUUGGAAGAAGGCAAAAUGUAGUAUAAAAAUACAGUAUUUCUAGAACUGACAGUUUUAUAAAUGAAACUCAUGUUAAAGUCUCCUAAUUUGAAUUGUUCAACAUUUGUGAGCAUUUCUUUUAGGAACCUGUUACUUGACUGGCUCAAAUUCUAAUGGUAAAAUAGAUUAUCCCUUUAAAGUGUUAAUAUAAUGCAGGUGUCAAAUACAGUAAUGUUCCUGAAAUGUUUCAGUGCUUUCAUUUUAAGUGUUUUAUAAGCUUAGUUUUAUGGACCAUUUUUAGCCUGAUAUGUAAAAAUGCUUUGAGAUGUUUUGAAGCCAACAGUUCUCAGAUAUGUUUGUAUUUUAUCCUAUACAACCAAUGUGCAAAAUUAAACAGCCUGAGUUCAACUCUUUAUUUAUUUAUAUAUAUUUUUCCUCCUUAUAGAAGGGACUCAAGGGUAGCCCUUCAGUUUUAGUGUAUGCAGACAUUAGGAUUAAUUCAUGGUGCACUAUGGAGAUGUAUUUUGAAGCUACUAGAAAUGGUGCCUGAACUAGCUGAUAAAUUAAGGCUGCAGUCCUAAACAGAGUCUCCU